Messenger RNA from Corythoichthys intestinalis (scribbled pipefish), 911 nucleotides. It is a transcript of the gene naa10, whose product is annotated as N-alpha-acetyltransferase 10, NatA catalytic subuni. The record is from RefSeq and is a predicted model, not a curated record. The transcript is spliced from 8 exons. Bases 180 to 668 code for a protein of 162 amino acids. Gene Ontology annotation, molecular function: protein N-terminal-serine acetyltransferase activity; protein-N-terminal-glutamate acetyltransferase activity. Gene Ontology annotation, cellular component: NatA complex. NCBI's taxonomy places the organism in Eukaryota, Metazoa, Chordata, Actinopteri, Syngnathiformes, Syngnathidae. Gene Ontology annotation, biological process: N-terminal protein amino acid acetylation.
GGACACCUUCGCCGGAUUAAGAGUGUCACACCGAAACACCGUUUCCUUUGCUUAGCUAGCCAGUAGCACAUCGAAGCAGCUCGUUAGCGAGAGCGGCUCUUCUAAGUCGUUGUGUAAUAAUUAGCAUGAAUUUUUUAAGUGUUGUAAUCUAGCUAGCGCACCAGAGAAACUAAACCAAAAUGAAUAUACGAAACGCCAGGCCAGAGGACCUUAUGAAUAUGCAGCACUGUAACCUACUUUGUCUGCCAGAAAACUACCAAAUGAAGUACUACUUCUACCAUGGAUUGUCCUGGCCGCAGCUUUCAUACAUUGCAGAGGAUGAAAAUGGCAAAAUAGUGGGUUAUGUACUGGCAAAGAUGGAGGAAGACCCAGAUGAUGUUCCACAUGGACACAUUACAUCUCUGGCAGUAAAGCGCUCCCAUCGACGACUGGGUCUUGCUCAGAAGUUGAUGGACCAGGCUAGUCGAGCCAUGAUUGAGAACUUCAAUGCCAAAUACGUAUCGCUUCACGUUCGCAAAAGUAACCGGGCAGCCCUGCACUUGUACUCAAACACACUCAAGUUCCAGAUCAGUGAAGUAGAGCCCAAGUACUACGCGGACGGUGAGGAUGCCUACGCCAUGAAGAGGGACCUAGCCCACAUGGCAGAUGAGAAUUGUAAUGUCCCUUAGCUGAGAAAGCCCGGCCCCCGCCUGCCGGGUCAGGAGGCGCCGUCAGCUUCUGGCGACCCGGAGAGGGAAAACGAGAGGGACAGCGGCGGAGAAAGUAAAGAACUGAGUGAAGUCAGCGAAGCUACCGAAAGUACGGAUGUCAAAGAUUCAUCUUCGGAUUCCCAAUGACGCUUGUAGGCCAUUUUUUUUUUUUUUUUUUUUUUUUAAGGAAAGAAAAGAAGACAAAUAAAAUCAGCUUUUUUA